GACCUGUACCUGAAGAUGAGGAGAGUUGACCCGGAGGCCCCGAGUCCUGAGGACCACAGUUUGGGCGCCGUCACCAAACUGCAGUACAUGAGGUGGCGCGAGACCCUGAGCUCCACCUCCAGCCUCGCCUUCCGCAUCGAGGGGCUGACGACGGCCGAUGGGAAAGUCCUGAAAGACUUUAAGCAAACGCGGAGCCGAGAGCAGAUCACAGCCACGUUACUGAGGUUCACUGGGGGUGAGGUGGACAUUCUGAAAGGUUACCUGGAACAGCUGAGAUCCAUCGAAGAGGCUUUGGGUCGGUCGGUCUUCUUCAAGACGCACGAGGUGAUCGGGAGUUCGCUGCUGUUUGUCCACGAGAGUCUGGGGAAGCCGGAGGUUUGGCUGAUCGACUUUGGGAAGACCACAGCCCUCCCCCAGGGCCAGACCCUGAGGCACGACAUUCCCUGGGAGGAGGGGAACCGAGAGGAUGGAUACCUCCUGGGGCUCCAUAACCUCAUGGACAUCUUCUCCCAGGCCCUGACGCAGAGGCUCACAGACACCGAGACAACCUGAGG
Callorhinchus milii (elephant shark) is the source of this 554-nucleotide messenger RNA. Its product is annotated as inositol-trisphosphate 3-kinase A-like. Gene Ontology annotation, cellular component: nucleus; cytoplasm. The transcript is spliced from 4 exons. The coding region runs from base 16 to 552 and encodes 178 amino acids. The record is from RefSeq and is a predicted model, not a curated record. Gene Ontology annotation, biological process: inositol phosphate biosynthetic process. NCBI's taxonomy places the organism in Eukaryota, Metazoa, Chordata, Chondrichthyes, Chimaeriformes, Callorhinchidae. Gene Ontology annotation, molecular function: inositol-1,4,5-trisphosphate 3-kinase activity; inositol tetrakisphosphate kinase activity.